AUGACGAAUUUCAGCCGUAACCACAAAGGUCAAAAAAGAUUGGUCCAUUUAUUCCACCACAGCUCUUUACUGAGAAAUUUCCAAUCACAAAAUCAAAAAAACAACGGUGAACCAAUUACAAAAGUGCAUAUUGCAUGUGUUCUGGAACUAGCAUUAAAAAAAUCUAUAAAACCAGAAACUCUGAUUAAUGGCUUUAGUUGUUGUGGUUUAGUGCCAUUCGAUCCUAACGCGGUUGACUAUUCCAAGUGCCUCGGUGGAAUAAACAAUAAUAAUAAUUCAGAUACAGAAGUUCUGCCUGUUCAACAACAACCUGAAACAAGUUCUUCUAGUGUUAUUACUUUGGUGAAAUUUAGAGAGCUGGUUGGACCAUCUACAAUGUCAAAAUUGUAUGCUUAUGGUUAUAUCCCUGAAGAUGAUGAAAACUUGAAUAUUUUGUACCGUCUCUAUUCAAUAUUUGAUGUCCACUCCUUUAAAUCACCAUCAGCACAAAAUGUUUCAACUAGCCGUGAAGACGAUAUACCUUUGGCGUAUCUACAUAUAUACGCCGGCUCUAUAGCCGCCUUUGACUAUUCAGAUCAACGGAGAAAUAGCAAUGAAUGA
Molecule: messenger RNA, 600 nt
Organism: Diatraea saccharalis (sugarcane borer)
Lineage: Eukaryota; Metazoa; Arthropoda; Insecta; Lepidoptera; Crambidae
Source: the annotation of a GenBank genome assembly